GGGACUUAAAAACAGGGCCCUCAGGGCAGUCAGCCCACACCUUCCUUCCCAACUGCAGCAACAUGGCCUUUCUCUGGCUUCUCUCCUGCUUCGCCCUUGUGGGGGCUGCCUUCGGUCAAUGUGGGGUCCCCGCCAUCGAACCCGUGCUGAAUGGCCUGUCCAGGAUCGUCAAUGGCGAGGACGCUGUCCCGGGCUCCUGGCCCUGGCAGGUGUCCCUGCAGGAUAAAACUGGCUUCCACUUCUGCGGGGGCUCCCUCAUCAGCGAGGACUGGGUGGUCACUGCUGCCCACUGUGGUGUCAGGACAUCCCACGUGGUCGUGGCUGGGGAGUUUGACCAGCACGCAAAUGAGGAGAACAUCCAGGUCCUGAAGAUCGCCAAGGUUUUCAAGAACCCCAAGUUCAACAUGCUGACCGUCCGUAACGACAUCACCCUGCUGAAGCUGGCCACGCCUGCCCGCUUCUCUGAGACCGUGUCCCCUGUGUGCCUGCCCGCGGCUACGGAUGAGUUCCCCCCUGGUUUGCUGUGCGCUACCACGGGCUGGGGGAAGACCAAGCACAAUGCCAACAAGACCCCCGACAAGCUGCAGCAGGCGGCCCUGCCCCUCCUGUCCAACGCCGACUGCAAGAAGUUCUGGGGCAGCAAGAUCACGGACGUGAUGAUCUGCGCCGGGGCCAGCGGCGUCUCGUCCUGCAUGGGCGACUCUGGCGGCCCCCUGGUCUGCCAGAAGGACGGAGCCUGGACCCUGGUGGGCAUCGUGUCCUGGGGCAGCGGCACCUGCUCCACCUCCGUCCCCGCCGUGUACGCCCGCGUCACUGAGCUCAUUCCUUGGGUUCAGGAAAUUCUUGCCGCCAACUGAGCCUCUUUCUCCCACCCCCCAACCCCGAGUGUUUCCAAUAAAAGCAUGUGACGGGA
This is a messenger RNA of Neofelis nebulosa (Clouded leopard), 913 nucleotides long. RefSeq names its product chymotrypsinogen B. Gene Ontology annotation, biological process: proteolysis. The transcript has 7 exons. Gene Ontology annotation, molecular function: serine-type endopeptidase activity. The record is from RefSeq and is a predicted model, not a curated record. NCBI's taxonomy places the organism in Eukaryota, Metazoa, Chordata, Mammalia, Carnivora, Felidae. Bases 63 to 857 code for a protein of 264 amino acids.